UUUAUAUGAUUUCCAUAUAUUCUUUCCGCCCAAACGGUCAACGCUAUGUUUCCAUGAGUAGCAAUUAUCGAUCAGAUGCGUUUCUGUCAGGAAGCACACAUUACCCUUCGUUACUCUAAAGAUUUGCGCACGCGCUCGUUCGAACACAACUCUAGUCGGUGCAUCGUUCGCCGCAGUCAGUGCACUUUGCGCCUCCGCGAAGCAAUCAUGACGUACUCUGAGCGUAUACCGACGAGUAUGAAAUUCACAUAUCAAAGUAAUAACGAUUACAGUCUUCAGCUUACACGUUGGUUUCUAAUGCCGAUCGCAGCAUGGCCACGAGCGAGCACGUCGACGACGGUGGAGAAAGUCUCCCUGCAAGCCCACGUUCUCGCUUGCUUGUUCCUCAUAGCGAUCGUCAUGGUGCCAUGCUUGUUGUACGUGUCGUUGGAAGAGAAAGACGUCCAGAUGAAGUUGAGCGUGAUGGGUCCAUUGAGCCACUGGAUCAUGGGUACGAUUAAUUAUUGGCUGCUCCUUGCGCGCAGCGACGACAUCCGCAAAUGCGUGCAGCACAUGGAGACGGACUGGAGAUUGAUUUACAGAACCGACGAUCAGAACGUGAUGCUGCGAUACGCGAAGAUCGGCCGUUUCGUCGCCGGAUUUUGCGCGGUAUUUAUGCAGAGCGGGACGUUCCUCUUCACCAUAGCCAAGGCGAUGACAUCUGUGCCCAUCGUUGUCGGAAACGAGACCAUGUUGAUGCACCCAAUGACUUGUCCGAUAUACAGCAAAUUCAUCGAUACAAGAUUCAGCCCCGUGAACGAGAUCAUGUUAGCCGUGGAGUUGCUGUCGUGUUUUAUAGUGAAUUCAAUCACGGUGGGCGCCUGCAGCCUCGCGGCGGUUUUCGCGAUGCACGCUUGCGGUCAGCUGAGCAUGUUGUUCUCAUGGUUGAAUAAUCUUGUCGCGGAAGACGAUAAGGGAAACGAUUUUGCUGAACAGAAGCUGGCCACUAUCGUGGAGCAUCAUUUAAGGGUGCUGAGUUUUAUAUCGCGCAUGGAGAAUAUCAUGCAAAACAUCUGUCUUGUGGAAUUGGUGGGAUGCACGAUGAAUAUGUGUUUACUUGCGUAUUAUUCUAUUACGAAUUGGAGUGAUUUUGAUGCAGCAAAAAUAACAUCUUACAUUAUCGUAUACAUAUCUAUGGCUUUCAAUAUUUUUAUAUUUUGUUACAUCGGUGAGAUUCUCACGGAACAGUGCAAAAAUGUUGGUGAAAAGGCAUAUAUGAUUAAUUGGUACGAUUUACCGCACAAAACUGCUCUUGGUCUCAUUUUGAUAAUAGCGCGAUCGAGUAAUGUUAUCAAAAUUACUGCUGGUAAAUUAUUUCAAUUGUCUGUCGCAACUUUUGGUGAUGUAAUUAAGACUUCUAUGGUAUAUUUAAAUAUAUUAAGAACGAUGACUCCUGCCACGUGAGCUACGUUAAAUUGAUAAACGUGUGUCAUGAAUAUAUUUUGUAUAGAACAGAUGUGACA
Messenger RNA from Pogonomyrmex barbatus (red harvester ant), 1502 nucleotides. RefSeq names its product odorant receptor 82a-like. Gene Ontology annotation, cellular component: plasma membrane. Gene Ontology annotation, biological process: sensory perception of smell; detection of chemical stimulus involved in sensory perception of smell. Lineage: Eukaryota; Metazoa; Arthropoda; Insecta; Hymenoptera; Formicidae. The record is from RefSeq and is a predicted model, not a curated record. Gene Ontology annotation, molecular function: olfactory receptor activity; odorant binding.